CGUUCAAUGGGUCUGAAUUUGACAUAAUGUGGAUUGAUUACCACCUUUCAAACAACAUGUGUGAAUAUGGUGGCAAAUUUCCAAACUGCCUAAUCUAGUUUGGAAUUUUUUUUUUCAUGCAUUGUAUGUCCCGAAUAUAUAUAUAUAGAACUUGAUCAACCAAAUUAAUCGAUAUCAUAUUCAUUCAUCUCAUUGGAAAUGCUGUUUCUGCCGAGUGAUAUAGCUUUAUCGGUCAAUCCUUUAGUUGUGUCAUGCGACUAUGGGUGCUGCUCGUGGCUGGAUAUUCUCCUGCCGUUAUAUAAUCCUUUUGAAAACUCUCCAAAUCCAUGCUUUGUUAUUUUGGUUACUACAAUCCCUCAAUUGAUAGUAGGGCUUUUUGCAUUGUACCAAUUAUACCAAGUUUUAUUUCACAAUACUUUCGGUCUAUACUCUAUUAAGUACUCCUUUGGCUCUUCUCUCUCAUGGAGAAGUGCAGGAGUAGCUAAUAUUGUUAAGUUUGUAUCUAUUGCAUUGCAAGCGAUAUUUUAUGCUUUCCUUUUAUCGGCCAAUUCUUUGUACGGAAGUACAUCCCAAAGUAUUGCACUUUCCUUGAUUUUAUUGGUAAUUUUGAUAUCCAUUUUACCCCUUCAUUUAGCUGAACCUACUAGAAGCUACACACCCCACGCUUCCUUGUUGAUAUUUUGGUCCAUCCAAUUUGUUUCUUGCUUAACUUGGGUCUUGACUGAUUCCUUCUCAAGUCAUACCGUAUUCCUUCGCUCAUCUACAACUUCACAGUCAUUGAGACAUUAUGCCGCGUGUUAUACUGUUGAAAUAUUGCUCACCAUAAAUUCCUUGGUGGUGGUUAUCUUGAGUAGCACAUGGUAUGUACCAACCCAAGAAUUGACUGAUUAUUUUGCUUUGAAUGAAUGGGAUACUACAAAUGCUCGUAAUAUAUUUACUGAUGUGUCCAUUUCAUGGGUAGAACCAAUUAUGAAGGAAGUGUACAAGACAAACAAAUUAAAUGAAGAUCAUGUACCUCCAUUACCCUUGGAAAUGACUUGUGACGUCACAUAUCCUCAAUUGCAAAAAUAUUGGAAGAAACAGGUACAUCUGAAAUUCCCAUCAUUGUUAAGUCCUAUAUAUAAAGCAAAUUGGUAUUUGGUUCUUGUCACAUUUCUUUUCAAUGUAUUUGAUGUGAUCAUUUCUGUUAUUCAACCAUUGUUGCUUCGACAAUUAUUGUUAUUCUACUCAAGAUCUACAGAAGGAAGUGGCCAUGAUAAUCAACCACCACCACCCAUAAUUAUUGGAAUCGCAAUUGUCUGCCUGAUGUUCUUGGUGGCAGUCGUUAAAUUUGUAUCGAUCAACAGAAUGUUUAUAUCACUUUUCAAUCUUAUUUUCAAUAUUCAGACAUCGCUCCUGUCCAUGGUUUAUGCAAAGUCUCUUCGUCUUUCUCCUGAAGCCCGUAAGGAAAAGUCAUCUGGUGAUAUCAUUAACCAUUUAGCUACAGAUGUGGCCACUAUUGAAGAAAUCACCGAUCUUUUAUCUGAUCUUAUCGUGAACCCUAUCCGUCUUGCGGUAUGUCUCUAUUCACUUCAUAAAAUCAUUGGUAAUGCUACUUGGGGUGGAUUUUUAGUUGCCCUUGUUUUGGUUCCUCUUUCCAGUAAAGUCAGUACUUCUAUUACUUCGCUUUACACUAAGAGUACUGAUUUUAAAGAUGAACGGAUUCAACUUACCAGCGAAAUUUUGACAUCUAUCAAGAGUAUUAAGCUUUAUUCAUGGGAGAAACCAAUGUUAGAACGUCUUGACGUAAUUAGAAAUGGAGGGGAGCUUAAAACCGAAAGUCAGAUUGGUGUUUUUAAUGCCUUUUCUACAUUUCUCUGGUCAUGUAUCCCAUUUUGUAUCUCAUGCGCUAGUUUUACCACUUAUAUUUACCUUUUUGAUAUUCCAUUGACUCCGGAUAAGAUUUUCCCAGCAAUGGCACUUUUCGACAUGUUAAGCGACCCAUUAUUGAUGCUUCCAAAUAUCAUAUCAAGUUUAGUAGAAGUCAGGGUUAGUUUGAAAAGAUUAACAAAAUUUUUCCUUCUUCCUGAGCUUGAAUCCCAUUUUGUUGAAAGAACUUAUGAACCAAUGAAGAUUGGAGAUGUAGCCAUUGAAUUGAAAAAUGCUUCAUUCAUUUGGAGUGCCAAAGGAAGCGCUACAGAAACUUCAAAUAGAGCCCUUUCUGACAUAUCUCUUACCGCCAAAAAGGGACGCCUUAACUGUAUUGUUGGGAGAGUUGGAAGUGGGAAGACAACACUUCUCAAAUCCAUCUUAGGAGAAGUUCCUCUUUUAAAAACCGAAGAUUCGAAACUAAAGGUGAAUGGAACGAUUGCAUACUGCUCACAAUCCCCAUGGAUUUUGAAUGCUUCUGUGAAAGAAAAUAUUCUUUUCGGUUGCCGUUACAAUAAAGCCUUCUAUGAGAAAACUAUUGAUGCCUGUGAACUUUUAAGUGAUUUUAAAUCAUUACCAGAUGGCGAUAAAACUGUAGUAGGUGAAAAGGGUAUUUCUUUAUCAGGAGGGCAGAAAGCUAGACUUUCAUUAGCUAGAGCUGUUUAUGCUAGAGCGGAUGUCUACCUUUUGGAUGAUGUAUUAUCCGCUGUGGAUGCUCAUGUCGGGAAGAAUAUAAUUAAAAAAGUUUUAGGUUCAAAUGGUAUCUUGAAUACUAAAGCGAAGAUCCUUGCUACAAAUUCUGUUAAUGUACUUUCAGAGGCCCAUGAAAUCAUAUAUUUGAACAAGGGCCGUAUCGAAGAACGUGGUACAUACGCAGAAGUUAUGGCUAAAGGAGAAGGUUUAGCUGAUUUGGUAAAUGAAUUUGGAAGAGCCGUAGGCGAAGAAAAAGAGAAGGAAAAUGAGAAGGACUCUGAUUUGGCGUCAGAAAGUCACUCAGUUGAAGGUCUGCAAUCAUCAGAUCAUUCUAUACAAGAAUUCCAUCCCGAGGGCUUGACAACCGAACCUCGAUCUAGAUCCAAUUCGAUCGGAACGGCUAGUAUUUUACCAUUUCUUCAUAAGCAUGAAGAUGAAGAUUUGGAAGAGGAACAGAUCAUUAUGAGAACAGGGAACAAUAAGGAGGUUUCAAAUACUGGUAGAGUGAAAAUGUCCGUCUAUUUGGAGUAUUUCCGUGCUUGCAACUACAAAUUUAUUUUCCUUUAUAUUGCAUUAAUGUCUGCCACCACUGGUACUGCAGUAAUUGGGAAGUAUAUCCUUAAGCAUUGGUCAGAGGUAAAUGAAAGUGCAGGUGUGAAUGUGAAACCAACCCAAUACUUAACAUAUUAUUUUAUUGCUGGUGUUCUUGGUGGUGCUUUCACCUUAAUUGGUGCAUUUAUAGUGUGGACUUGUUGUAUUAUCAGAGGUUCUAGAAUUUUCCAUGAUAAUAUGGCCCAGUCUGUUUUGAGGUCCCCAAUGUCUUUCUUUGAAACUACCCCUAUUGGGCGUAUCUUGAAUCGAUUCUCUGAAGAUAUCGGUCAAAUUGAUCUGCACUUGCCAUGGGUUAUUAUUGAUCUUCUCGAAGUAGUACUUAAUGGGAUUUCAAUUCUCUCAGUAAUUGUGAUCAAUGUUCCAGCUAUGGCUAUAGUAAUUUUGUGCUUGUUGGUUAUAUACAAUGAAAUCCGGAAGUUCUUCAUUCCAACCUCCAGAGAAUUAAAACGUCUUUUAAGUGCAAGAAAAAGCCCUGUCUUUUCUCAUAUUCAAGAAUCAGUUAAUGGGAUUGAAACAUUGAGAGCAUAUGAUCAAUUGGAAAGAUUUGACUUCAAGAAUAAGUUUAAUAUCGAUUCGAGAGUAGGGGCUAAUUACAUUUUGACGAUGUGCAAUAGGUGGUUAUCAAUGCGAUUGCAAUCAAUUUCAUCUAUUCUUUUAUUUUCAUCAGGUUUUCUUGUUAUUUUGAGUAUGGGGACGCGUUUUGAGCUCACUGCUGGUCUUGUCGGUUUCGUCAUGACUUAUGCAUUGAGUAUUACUAGUGUUUUAAAUGCUAUAGUUAGAAGAUGGGCAGAAGUAGAAUCGAGAACUGUUUCGAUCGAAAGACUUGUUGAAUAUUGUAAUUUACCAUCGGAAGCUGAAAUGAUUAUUGAAGAUGAGAGACCAGCUGCGGAUUGGCCAAAUCUUGGUACAAUUCAUUUCAAGAAUUAUAGUACUAAAUAUAGAGCUAAUUUGGAUCCGGUGCUUAAGGGAAUCAAUAUCGACAUUAAACCCAGUGAAAAGAUUGGUAUUGUUGGACGUACAGGUGCUGGUAAAUCAAGUCUUACAUUGGCAUUGUUCCGUAUCAUUGAAGCUACAGGUGGUCACAUCGAGAUUGAUGGAAUUGAUACUAGUAAGAUUGGACUUUAUGAUUUGAGACAUCAACUUAGUAUUAUCCCACAAGAUGCGCACACCAUUGAAGGAAGUAUUAGACAAAAUUUGGAUCCCUUUGACAACUAUUCUGAUGAGCAACUUUGGAAGGUUUUAGAAUUAUCACAUUUGAAAGAUCAUGUCUUAGAAAUGAAAUCAGAUGAAACUAAUACUGGGCUUUCAGCUCAAGUCUUUGAAGGUGGAUCAAAUCUUUCUCUGGGUCAAAAGCAACUUUUGUGUCUCGCGAGAGCUCUUCUUAACCCAUCCAAAGUAUUGAUAUUGGACGAGGCCACAGCAGCUGUCGAUGUUCAGACUGAUAAAAUCAUUCAAGAUACUAUCCGUCAACAAUUUAAGGAUAAGACUAUUUUAACAAUUGCUCAUCGACUUGACACCAUAAUGGACAGUGAUAGAGUUAUUGUCCUUGAUAAGGGAGAGGUAAAAGAAUUCGGACCUGUCGAAGAAUUACUUGCCAUUGAGCAAGGAAUCUUCAGACUGCUUUGUGAAGAAGGUGGAUACGUCAGCAAGGAAUAAAAGAAUUAUAAGAAAACAAACAUUUAAGGAUGUUACAAUCCACGGCAAUAGGGCCAAAAAAUAUAUACACAUAGAAAAAAACUAUUUACCA
This is a messenger RNA of [Candida] anglica, 4960 nucleotides long. The record is from the annotation of a GenBank genome assembly. NCBI's taxonomy places the organism in Eukaryota, Fungi, Ascomycota, Pichiomycetes, Serinales, Debaryomycetaceae.